Habropoda laboriosa is the source of this 2191-nucleotide messenger RNA. RefSeq names its product armadillo repeat-containing protein 8-like. The record is from RefSeq and is a predicted model, not a curated record. Gene Ontology annotation, biological process: proteasome-mediated ubiquitin-dependent protein catabolic process. Lineage: Eukaryota; Metazoa; Arthropoda; Insecta; Hymenoptera; Apidae. Bases 13 to 2079 code for a protein of 688 amino acids. Gene Ontology annotation, cellular component: GID complex. The transcript has 8 exons. Gene Ontology annotation, molecular function: protein binding.
GAGAAAAUAAGUAUGGUCUCGGUGAUGCAACCAUUCAUGGAUGUUGAGAGUUCAAGAAGUUACAUCGAUGAACUAUACUCGUUGGAUCCACAAAAAUGCUUAGAAGCUAUUAUAUGUCUAAAAAAUUCUGUCAUUGGUAGUAAUAGACAAAAAGGAUCUGUAAUAGCUCAAGGUGUAGUACCACGUUUAUUACAACUUCUUGGGGAUUCAUCAAACAGAAUUGGAGAUAAUAUAAGACUUGAGGCUGCAGUGACUUUGGGUUCUUUAGCCAAGGGAACAGAUCAACAUGUGUUGGCACUUAUAGAUCUUGGUGUAGUGCCAUUGCUUUUUCAGGUUUUGUUGUCAACACCAGUUUCAGAAAUACCAUUAGAAGGAAAACCAAAAGUAACAGACUUAUUAAAUGAAGCAUGCUUACGUUGUUUGAGAACAGUAUUUCAACAUCCAGCAGCACCAGUUCAUUCAAUAUACCAAGAUCCUGCAUUAGUGCCAAGAUUGGUGUCAUUAGCAAGUCAAUCUGUCACUUGUCAAAUUUGUGUAGCAACAAUUUUAACAACAACAUGUAAGACAGUAGAGGAGCAGAAUGCCUUGUGCAAAGGAGGUGCAGUUGAAAUAUUAGUAACACAAAUAGAUUCUCCAUUAUAUGAUGUACUGUUGUCAGCUUUAGCUUGUUUGGCAAAUAUGUGUUACAAAAAUCAAAGGGCAUGUGCUAAGGUUAUGUCAGUGACUACCACUAAUACCCCAGAGGGUAAAUUUGUACCUAUAGCAUUAGGACCAUUAAUGGGUCGCGAGAAAAGCUCCUCAAUUCAACUUGAAGCUGCAAGAUGUAUUACAUACAUGCACAGAGUUGGAAUUUUAUCAUAUAAAGAUCCAAGAGUUAUAUACCGUGCAUUACCUUGUUUGGUGCGGCUCUGUCACAGUGAUUAUCCACCUCGUGAAAGAGUAAUUGCAGCAGAAACUUUGGCUUUUCUUACUGAAGUUAACACUGAAUUACAGCGUUUAGCUUCCAUUAGUAAUCAUUUAAUUCCUACACUUGCAGAAUUAUUACGACCUCACCCACAAAUACAAGAUGCAACAUUGGCACAAGAUAUGCGACAAGCAGCAUUCAGGGCAUUUGCAUCUCUCGGUGCUAACGAUGAAGAUAUUAGAAAACGUAUUAUUGAGACAGAAAGUCUUAUGGAACAGGUGGUGGCAGGUCUUCAAGACCCUGGAGGUUCUCAUGUACGUUUAGCUGCAGUUAGAUGUCUACAUUCACUUUCUAGAAGCGUUCAACAACUCCGAACAACUUUUCAAGAUCAUGCUGUUUGGAGACCACUUAUGCAGUUAUUACAUGGAGCAGACAAAGGAUUAGAGGGUAGAGGCGAAAGCGAAGUUGAUUUAUUAACUGUUGCCUCGAGUACUUUAUGUAACUUAUUAUUGGAAUUUAGUCCAAGCAAAGAACCAAUUCUUGAAUCCGGAGGAAUAGAGUUACUAUGCUCACUUACAAAACGGUCUACACCGGCAUUGCGGUUAAACGGAAUCUGGGCUUUGAUGAAUGUGGCUUUUCAAGCUGAACAACAAGUAAAAUUACAGAUUCUACAAUGUUUGGGAACCGAUCAAAUCUUUUGUCUUCUGGCAGAUCAAGAUAUACCAGUUUUAAUGAAGACAUUAGGUUUAUUACGAAACUUGCUCUCUACGAAGGCACACAUAGAUCGCAUAAUGGGAGAACACGCUGCUCACGUUAUGCAAGCUGUCAUAUUAGUUUUAGAAGAUCCAAGACAUCCAGCGGAUGUAAAGGAACAAGCUCUCUGUAUUUUAGCAAAUGUAGCUGACGGUAAUCGAGCAAAGGAUAAUAUUAUGGCUAAUGAAGAUGUGCUUAAAAAACUUAUGUCUUAUAUGAUGCAUCACAAUGUAAAGCUGCAAGUUGCAGCAGUUUUUUGUGUGUGCAACCUAGUCUGGAGGGAAGAACCUGGUGCUGCGCAGCGGCAAACACGUUUAAAAGAAUUGGGUUUUUAUCGUAUUUUACAAGAAUUACGUCAUAGCAAGGAUCUUCAAUUAUUUGAUAAGGUCAGAACUGCCAUAGCACAAUUCUAUGAUGCCUAAAUUUCGAACGUGUUACCGAUGAAAGUUAGGUUUUGAUUUAGAGUUCUUUUAUACGUGAAAUAUAAUUAUAUUUUGGUGUUAACACUGUGAUUCUGUACUUUGUUAAUGCAUA